This is a messenger RNA of Clarias gariepinus (North African catfish), 2042 nucleotides long. It is a transcript of the gene ptp4a2b, whose product is annotated as protein tyrosine phosphatase 4A2b. The coding region runs from base 562 to 1077 and encodes 171 amino acids. Gene Ontology annotation, molecular function: protein tyrosine/serine/threonine phosphatase activity. The transcript is spliced from 7 exons. Lineage: Eukaryota; Metazoa; Chordata; Actinopteri; Siluriformes; Clariidae. Gene Ontology annotation, cellular component: nucleus. The record is from RefSeq and is a predicted model, not a curated record. Gene Ontology annotation, biological process: protein dephosphorylation.
CAGCUGACAUUAGUGUCAAGACAAUAGUUAAGUGUUUAGCAGCCAGUACAAGUUGUUUUAAUGAAGUUUAACUUUCUCUUUGUCAUCAUGCAGAAUAGGUUUUAAACGUUAAGUAGAAUUUAAAAAGGAUAUAAAAGGAAAACCUUUCUUUUUUUUUCCCACUGAAUUCCUGCAUGAGUGUUGGCAACGCAUAACCUUUAAUCUUUUUUGGGACUGUCGGAAACUGAGCAUCAGAGGUCUUAGUUUUGCGUAGAAACACCUUCGGGCAAGAAGAAUGCACAGUGAGUGUGUUUCCGUGCAGAUCUGGGCCGCACAUUUAUGGCGUUUGUGAGUGGAGACUUCUGCCAUGCUCAGCACCUCAGCAUUGUGAACAAGUGAAUCAUCAGCCCCCUGCGGGACUACGCUACCCAGAAACCCCCCUGACAGCUAGCACUGGGCCCUGUCUGUCUCUCCUGUAUCCCCCUGGGAUUACGCGUAGUCCUCAGCCUGAGUGCAAACAAGUUCUCUUUCCCUCCCCUGCCUCUCUCUGUCUCUACAGUCAAUCCGAAACACCUCUCCUGAAUGGGUCGUCUUGCCAACAUGAACCGCCCUGCCGCUGUUGAAAUUAACCAUGAGCCCAUGAGGUUCCUCAUCACGCACAACCCUACCAACUCUACGCUCAACAAAUUCACAGAGGAACUGAAGAAAUUUGGAGUAAACACACUUGUGCGUGUGUGUGACGCCACUUACGACAAGGCGCCGGUGGAGAGGGAGGGUAUCCAGGUCUUGGACUGGCCCUUUGAUGAUGGAGCUCCACCCCCCACCCAGAUUGUUGAUGAUUGGCUAAAUUUGGUGAAGACAAAAGUUCAUGAUGAACCAGGAUGCUGCAUUGCCGUGCACUGUGUGGCCGGAUUGGGUCGAGCACCUGUACUUGUGGCCUUGGCUUUGAUCGAGAGUGGGAUGAAGUAUGAAGAUGCAGUGCAGUUUAUCCGGCAAAAGAGACGUGGAGCCUUCAACGCCAAACAGCUUCUUUACCUCGAAAAAUACAGACCUAAGAUGCGCCUGCGGUUCAAUGGUCACAACUGCUGCAUCCAGUAAAGUGCCAGUUGUACACAAAUAAUGGGAAAUUUAUCUAGUGCAAGCUGUGGGUAAUUAAUGUGAUGGUUAAAAGUCAUGACUAAUGAAAUUACAGAGAUAUAACAAAUUAAACCUGAUCUGUGGAUUCACCAGCUGUAUGAAUGAGAGAGGUCAAAGCACACAGAUAUGGCUGCCUACUGGUUUCCAGUGUACCAGCCACGGCUAUAACACACAGCAGUUCUUCAUGACUUCUUCACAAUGUCCAAUCAUGGGAUAACUUUUUAUUCUCCAUUACUCUAAAAUGAAUUAUUUUAACCAUUAUGAAAAGAUGUGUAUUUGUGUAAUGCUGUUGAUUUAUGAUUCAGUUGAAUAUUGCUGUUGUAAUUGGGCAAAGAAAAAAACAACAACAAAACAAACAACCUGUUUAAACGAAAUUUUAGUUGAUGAAAAGGACCAAAAGAGCUCUUUUCUCCAUUUCCCGAAGUCACUUUUAAUUUAGGGUCAGGAUGGGUUUUUAAAUAUCAACUGUAUUUAUUGACUAUAAUUAUUGAGUCUUGUCAGAAGUAUGGUUGGGGCCAGGACACUUUUCCCCUUUUAUGGAGCCAUGUUCUUUCAUUUAGUUUUCUGAAUCUCUGGGGAGUGCAAUAUUAAGUCCAGUUUAGAAAAGCAAUCAUUUGUUAGGACUAUUUUACAUGCGCACACACACACACACAAAAACCAAGGAGAAUGGCUUUAUUUAGGUACUUUUCAAUCACCAUGUCUGCUUACUCUAACAGUGGGUCAGUCAGCUAAUGGCUUUGCUGUAGGCCAGACUGUCCGUACACUUUUGCUGUGAUGACCCUAUUGUUCGGCGCAUAGGCACACUCAAGGAAAUGACAGAUGGGAAACUUGAUUUUUUUUUUUUUUUUUUUUUUUUUUUAAUCUUUGCCCACAUUUUGAAAAAUAUCCCCAUCUUGUUUUUAAAAUGAAUAAACAAUUGAUAUGAA